Striga hermonthica is the source of this 2259-nucleotide messenger RNA. The record is from the annotation of a GenBank genome assembly. NCBI's taxonomy places the organism in Eukaryota, Viridiplantae, Streptophyta, Magnoliopsida, Lamiales, Orobanchaceae.
AUGGCAGAGAGCUAUACUUCGAAAGUGACCAAAGUGCCCUUCUCAGCCGGUCAAAUGGAGGCGCUGACCGCCUUGUGCGACACCCUUUUGCCCUCCGUCGAUAUUUCCGGCGACGAUCUCCGCCGCCAAGACCUCCAUGCGCCGCUUGAUGACGUCAUCCGGUUCUAUCAAACGUCAGCGUCCAUGGCCGGGACUCCACAACUCGUUGGUGAGUUUAUAGGAGAAAAAGUGAAGCAUCCAAAGAUUUAUUUGGCCAAGCUGGCAUUAUUUUUGCUGUCAACAUGGUUAGGAACCUUUGUAUUGUGUGGGAUAAAAAGUUUGUCUCAUAAAUUCCCAUAUUUCCAAAGAUUUUCAAAGGUGUCACCAAAGAAAAGAGAAGAAAUAUUAUUGUCAUGGUCAACAAGCUUCUUCUUUCUACUUAGAAUCCUCUUUGCUGCUCUCAAAAUCUUCACCCUCCUCACAUUUUUCACCCAGGUGAACGAGAAAAACGACAACCCCGCGUGGAAAGCAAUCGGCUACUCCGGCCCGGACCCGACCCGAAAACCCGACCCAAAAUCCACCACAGAAAACCCAGCCGGACCCCUCCACAAAGGCAUCGUCAACUUGACCGAUCAAAAGCAGAAAUCCCUCCACAAGCUACAAACCCUAGGCUUCCCCAUAUCCACACCCAAAGCCGGCAAAAAAAACCCAUCUUUCGUCGUCAAAUGUGAUGUCGCCGUCGUCGGCUCCGGCUCCGGCGGCGGCCUGGUCGCUGGAGUCCUCGCCAAAGCCGGCCACAAUGUUGUCGUGCUCGAAAAAGGCGACUACUUUGCCCGGGACAACCUUUCUCUCCUCGAAGGCCGUGCCAUGGACCAAAUGUACCUCAACCACGGCAUCCUCUGUACGGAUAACAUGGAUGUUCUCAUAGUCGCGGGGUCCACCGUCGGCGGUGGGUCUGCCAUCAACUGGUCAGCCUCGAUUCGGACCCCUCGCCACGUGGCGCGAGAGUGGAGCCAAAAGCACGGCUUGAAACUUUUUGAGACGGAGGCCUACGAGCACGCGUUGGACGUCGUGUGCGCGAAAAUGGGCGUGCAAUCCGAGUUCGAAAUUGAGGGUUUCAACAACAUGAUUCUCCGAAAGGGUUGCGAAAAUUUAGGGUACCAUGUGGAGAAUAUCCCCCGCAACGCGUCCCGCGACCACUACUGCGGGUGGUGUUGCCUCGGUUGCGCGGACGGGCAGAAGAAGGGUACUCCCGAGACUUGGCUCGUCGACUUGGUCGAGUCGGGAAACGGCGCGAUUCUCACGGGUUGCGAAGCUUUAAGAGUCGUUACCGAGAAAAAUGGGGUUGUUGAGGGUAAGGGACGGAAGAGACGAGCAGUCGGGGUGGAAUUCGCGUACGAGACGGAAACGGGUCGGCAGAUCGGAUUCGUGGAAGCCCGAGUGACGGUAGUGGCUUGCGGGGCAAUAUGCACGCCUGGGCUUCUGAGACGGAGCGGGCUUAGGAACCCGAACAUCGGGCGGAACCUGCGGCUCCACCCGGUGGUGAUGGCGUGGGGCCAUUUCCCGGACGGGCCCGGGUCUUGGCCUGGACCCGAGAAACGGAGCUUCGAGGGCGGGAUCAUGACCGCCAUGUCGAAGGAGGUCGCGAACUUCGAUACGUCAGGCUAUGGGGCGUUGAUCCAGACGCCGGCUCUCCACCCGGGAAUGUUCUCGGUCGUCACCCCUUGGGCCUCAGGUCGGGAAGUCAAGGCCCGGAUGGUUAAAUUCCCGAGGACGGCCCACAUUUUCGCUCUUGCACGAGACGUCGGGUCGGGUGAGGUGAUCUCGGAGACGGACGUGAGGUACGAGGUGGGCCCGGUCGACGCAAAGAGUCUGAGGGAAGGGGUAGGGAGGGCAUUACGGAUACUGGCGGCGGCAGGUGCUGAGGAAAUCGGGACCCACCACAGAGAGGGCAGAGUUCUGAGGGUGAGAGAGACGUACAAGGAGGAGCUCGAGAGAUUCGUGGAGGAGGAGAGUUCGAGGCCGGUUAGUGGGCUUUCGUCACCCGUGUGCUCGGCCCACCAGAUGGGGAGUUGUCGGAUGGGAGUCGGGCCGAAAGUGUCGGUGGUGGGGCCCACCGGGGAGAGUUGGGAGGUGGAAGGGUUGUACGUGGCAGACUCGAGCGUGUUCCCAACUGCGCUAGGGGUGAACCCGAUGGUGACAGUGCAGGCAGUGGCGUAUUGCACGGCGCGGGCGAUCGAGGAGGCGCUCAGCAGCGGGGAGAACGUGGAGAAGGUUUGA